AUGAAAGGAUUCAAGAAAAAUAGAGAUGUGCCUCGCAAAGUUUACGAGUUAUGGGAGAUCACGGAGAAGUUUGGCAAAUAUCAGGCAUUGCAAUACGCUUGCAUUUCCUUCGGGACAAUAUUCGUUGCAAUUGUCAAUAUUAAUUAUAUAUUUAUUGCUAGUGACCUUAACUACAGAUGUCGAAUCACAGAAUGUGAGACUACGGAAGCUGCAUAUGAAACCCCACCGUGGGGGUCAAACGUGUCCGUAGACAGGUGUUCGAAGCCCGUUCUGAACGAAAGCUGGUCGCAAACACAGUCGUGUACGGCCGACAGUUUCUCCAGUUCUAUAGAACCCUGCACGCAGUGGAUCUACGAGAGUAACAACACCAUUGUAGCGGAUUUGGACCUGGCCUGUGAACCUUGGAAGAUGAACCUGGUGGGUACAGUGCAUAGCGCCGGUAUGCUGAUCUCCAUGAUUGUAGCCGGCUGGAUAGCAGAUAGGUUUGGACGUAAACCAGCCGUAAUAUUCUUCGUAGUGGGCACGUGUAUGGGACACGUCAAGACUUUCGCCACGUCCUAUUAUAUGUACAUAGCCAUAGAGUUCAUUGAAGCGGCAAUUUCCGGAGGUGCUUUCACUGCCAGUAUGGUACUCUUGAUAGAAAUAAGUGGAAAGAAACAGAGGCUUUUAUCUUCUGUGCUAUUUGCGUACGCCAUUUACGUUGGAGAAUCACUUUUCGCUGUCCUUGCAAUGUUUAUUCCAUACUGGAAAACUCUUGCACGCAUCAUAUACACACCAGGGAUUGUUUAUCUCGCUCUAAUUUUCUUUAUCAGAGAGAGUCCGCGAUGGCAAUUGUUAAAUGGUAAAACUAAAGAGGCAAUUGAAACCUUAAGAUUAAUAGCAAAGACGAAUAAUUUGAAAAUCAACGACGUAGUAACAGAAUCGGACGAGGAGAAAUUAAAAAGUAAACUCAAUAUUGGGGAGACUGUUAUGAAGGAAAGUUAUAAGAAGAUUUUUACAUCAAAACAGAUAUUAAAACGUAUAUUGGUGGGGACAGUGAGUCGUUUUACAUCAAGUUUUGUGUAUUACGGGCUGAUAAUAAACGCAGUAUGGCUGCCUGGGAACAGAUAUACAAACUUUUUGUUGUGCACAGUGAUGUCGUUUCCAGGCGAACUUAUAUCUUUGUAUUUAAUGAAUAAAAUUGGAAGAAAACUGCCACUUAUUGUUGGAUUUGCCGUUUGUGGGGCGUUGUGUGUAGGAUCUGGUUAUGUACCUACAUCACUGGUUUGGUUGAAGAUAACUCUGUUCCUAUUGGGCAAAGUGGUGAUAUCUUCAUGCUUCACUGGGGCUGUCACCUACAGUAUGGAGCUGUUCCCCACCAACGCCAGAGGCACUCUACUCGGAGUGUGCGGCUUCGCUUCUAUUCUGGGCAACAUGCUUGCUCCUUUAUCACCCAUGUUGUAUGUAAUAUCAUCCUCCCUUCCCACGAUAUUAUUCGGAGUGUCUGCAGCUGUGACAGCUGUACUAAUAACCAUCACACCUGAGACGAAAGAACUGCCCCUAUUCGACACCGUCGAACAAGUUGAAGCCAGUAUGAAAGCGAAAUCUCAUCCAAGUAACGAGAAGACUACAAUAUCUACUAUUACAUGA
Molecule: messenger RNA, 1629 nt
Organism: Achroia grisella
Lineage: Eukaryota; Metazoa; Arthropoda; Insecta; Lepidoptera; Pyralidae
Product: solute carrier family 22 member 3-like
Exons: 7
Coding region: 1-1629 (542 amino acids)
Biological process (GO): transmembrane transport
Cellular component (GO): membrane
Molecular function (GO): transmembrane transporter activity
Source: RefSeq, a predicted model, not a curated record